Musca domestica (house fly) is the source of this 852-nucleotide messenger RNA. RefSeq lists its product as uncharacterized. The coding region runs from base 168 to 605 and encodes 145 amino acids. The transcript has 3 exons. NCBI's taxonomy places the organism in Eukaryota, Metazoa, Arthropoda, Insecta, Diptera, Muscidae. The record is from RefSeq and is a predicted model, not a curated record.
UUUUUUUGUGCUUUCUGCUUCAUUUCAUAUGAAAUUCAUUUAUUUCCUAAAGAGUUUUGCAUAAAAAUUGUGUGUAUUAUUGAAAUUGAAACAAAUUGAUGUCUAUAUAUUACGUGUAACAAUUGAUUGUGGUCAUUUUGGCAAUCAUUUGAAAGAAACCAAAAAAGAUGUUUAAUUUUUUCAAAGAAAAAGAAAAAACUCAAAUUGGGAAAAAUGUAGAAAGUUCUGUAAGUAGUGCAUGGGAUCUGAUACAUUCGGCAAAUGGUAAAUUUAGAAGUUUUGUGCUAAAUUAUGACUGGCUGGUCUAUACCAUUUUGGGAGUUCUCUUGGCAAGUUGUGUAAUUUAUUAUUUCUAUGAUCACAAGCGUAUCAGUGAAACAAGAAGAAGACGCCAGGAACUGCAAUUGGCAAGUCAAAGAAAUUCUCAACAACGACGUCCAGGUGCUAGUUUUCGGGACCACGAAAUAUUUCAAAAUGCAAUGCAAACCACCCGUAAUAUAGUUGAUCGGGAAUGUCGAGCCAGGAAUAAUACUCCAUCGAAUUCAUAUGUCUUGAGACACACACGAAGUGGCCGAAUAUAUGGUGAUUAUUAUGAGGCGGAGUAAAAAAUAGAUGAGCAAAUAAAUCGGGUGUCUGACACAAUUUCAAAUCGUAUGUUUCAAGUGAAGUAAGGCUAUAUUAUAUUCACGAAACUAAAUUCAGAUGGAAAAUAAAUAUUGCAGUGAAAUGAUAAAUUCGGCAGAUGUUCAAAAAAGUUGUGUCUAAAAUAACCCGAGAGUUGGGCUUUCUAUAGGCCUACAGGUCCUUGUUUGUUUAGAAAAUCAAUAAAAUGUGUUCUAUGCCUAAAAUAAA